UUCACUUAUGCUCGCUUGUUACAGCGAUAUAGUUUCUUUUGUUGGACUUUUAUUUAUUUGUUUUUUGUUUAUUAUGGCUGAAGCAGCGGUUCGGGCCGCUAGUGAUAAGGAUGACAGUUUUAUUGAUACCGAAAAAAGUGACAAAUCUUCGACUUCAGUGAAAUCGGUUAAUUCGAAAUCGAACACUAAACCACGUCCUUCGUCUAGUGGUUCAAAAUGCAGUGUCAAGGAUUUGGAUAAAAGAGUUUCGGAUAUGGAACGUAAGUUUGACUCUGGCUUUGAAAAACUUUUUCAGUCUUUAGAAGCUUUAAAAUCUACGUCACAGUAUACAGAGGGUUCAGCCCUGCUGAGAACUGUUGAUAAUAUGGGACAGCACACAGUGGGUUCAGCCCAGCUGGGAGCUGUUGAUGAGGGUAGUAGCACUUUGGCUCACAGACCUCGUAGAUGUAUGAACAUUAAUGAUGAUGCUGUUACAGAUGAUAUUUUGUCCUUGCAUCCUAGAGAUCAAGAGAGACUUGACAGUUUUGGUCUUUGUGAUGAUGUUGCCUCAAUUCAUUCAUCUAUUUCUGACAGUUCAGCACCUCGUAAUGAUGCUUUUCAGGGGUAUUUAAAUCCAGAAACUCCUAUUAUGUUACAAGAGUUAUUUGGCUCAGAUAGUUCACAACAUGAUGGUGCUUCUAGUGGUUUAAUUUUAGAUGAUUUACAAGUGUCUAUACUUAAUAAAUCAUGGAGAGCACAAAAUCCGGAGCGUAUUUCGGCUUAUAAAGAAGAAUAUAAAUCUUGCUUUCCUGUUCACGAGAAAAGUGUAGAAUUUCUAGGGGUUCCUGGAUUGGAUGAAUUAUUGGAACCUAUGCUACAAAAACGACAUGGUGCAAAAAUGACAAAAGCAUGGGGUAAAAGCAGACAAUUGUGCACUCAACCAUUAAAGUCAAUUGAAACACUAAAUUACCAAGGACAAUUAGCGUCUAGGUUGAACAUUAUUGCUAUUUCUUAUAUUCAAAAGAGUUUAGGUAGCUUAUUGUCUACUCUUAAGGAAAAAGAACCAAAUAUGGACAAAGCAGUUCAAACUGUUAGAGAUAUUUUUGAAAUGUCGUCAAAAGCCUUGGAUCAAGCUGGAAGAUCAGGGGCGUUUCAUCAUCUUUCCCGUAGGAAGGCCGCAGUAUCAGAUUCGGGUUUAAAUACAUUGAAAGACAUUCAGUCAAAAGUUAUGUAUUUGCCUCUUACGGCAGAUGGUGUGUUUGGUUCGGGUCUGCAGUCUAAAUUAAAAAAUAGGAAAGAACAAAAAGACCAGUUAACAGACUUAGUUCCAGAAUUUUUUGAAAGGCAGAAAAGGAAACCUGAGACUUCAUAUGAAAGGUCAAAUUUUAAGAAGGCUAAAGUACAGCAUAACACUGGAGGGCAAAGACAGUCUUUUCCAUACAAUGUAUCUAACAGUAGGACUUUUCCAUUAAGUGGAAAUAAAGAAAAUAGACAGAAAGAUUUCAAGUCUCAAAGUGUGAAACCUAGAAGCACUGGUGCUAUACCUACUUUUCGUAUCCCAAAGAAACAAUGACCAGGAGAUGUAGUGACUUGCAGUCUCUGAAGUUAGGAGAAGGUUCAGUAAAUAUUCAACAGAAAGGUAUCACCUUUAUUCGUCAUGGUUUAGCUAAACAGGACAGACCAUCACAUUUUGGAGCAACUAUUUUCAUACCAUCUUUUCCAGAAAAUAAGAAAUUGGAUCCUAAAAGGUGUUUAUUUUAUUAUUUGAAAGCAACUGAAAAAUAUAGAAAGUCUGGGACUGGUGAAGAUGAAACAAAACUAUUCCUUGGGUUAAAUGAGCCACAUAAACCAGUUAGUUCUCAAACGUUAUCAAACUGGAUUGUUCAGACAUUAAAGUUAACACUUCAAGAUGAUAAGGUUAAAGUUAAAGCUCAUAGUACCAGAGCUAUUGGUCCAUCUUUUGCAUUGUUAUUAUCCCUCGCCGAAAAUUUGGCGGGGGAUAUAGAAAUAGUCUCCGUCCUUCCUUCCGUCCGUCCUUCUGUCCGACAUUUUUGUCCGGAGCAUAUCUCUAAAAGUAUUUUGAGUAAUCAACUUGAAACUUCAAAGGUGGAUAGACCUCAUUGAGGAGGAGUGCAGUGCACAAGAAUGAUAACUCUACCCUGCAUAAUUUUUGAGUUAUUGCCCUUUGUUAUUUUUCAAAAUUGAUUUUUGUCCAGAGCAUAACUCCAAAAUCCUAUGAGAUAUCAACAUGAAACUUCAUAGGUGCAUAGAUCUCACUCAGGAGGUGUGCAGUGCACAAGAAUGAUAACUCUACCUUUCAUAAUUUUUGAGUUAUUGCCCUUUGUUAUUUUUCAUACUUAAUUUUUCACCUGAGUGGAGCAUAACUCAAAAGUGUUUGACAUAUCAACAUGAAAUGUCAUAGGUGGAUAGAUCUUAUUGAGGAGGAAUGUUGUGCACAAGAAUGAUAACUCUUCCCUUUACAAUUUUUGAGUUAUUGCCCUUUGUUCUUUUUCAUGCUAUUUUGUCCAGAGCUUAUCUCAAAAAGUAUUUGAGGUAUCAACUUGAAACUGCAUAGGUGGAUGGAUCUCAUUGAGGAGGAGUGCAGUGCACAAGAAUGAUAACUCUACCCUGCAUAAUUUUUGAGUUAUUGCCCUUUGUUAUUUUUCAAAAUUAAUUUUGUCCAGAGCAUAACUCAAAAAGCCUUUGAGAUAUCAAAAUGAAACUUCAUAGGUGCAUAGAUCUCACUCAGGAGGUGUACAGUGCACAAGAAUGAUAACUCUACCUUUCAUAAUUUUAGAGUUAUUGCCCUUUGUUAUUUUUCAUACCUAAUUUUUCACCCGAGUGGAGCAUAACUCAAAAGUGUUUUGAGAUGUCAACAUGAAAUGUCAUAGGUGGAUAGAUUUUAUUGAGGAGGAAUGCUGUGCGCAAGAAUAAUAACUCUUCCCUGUACAAUUUUCGAGUUAUUGCCCUUUGUUCUUUUUCAUACUAUUUUGUCCGGAGCUUAUCUCAAAAAGUAUUUGAGGUAUCAACUUGAAACUUCAUAGGUGGAUGGAUCUCAUUGAGGAAGAGUGCAGUGCACAAGAAUGAUAACUCUACCCUGCAUAAUUGUUUAGUUAUUGCCCUUUUUUUAUUUUUCAAAAUUAAUUUUUGUCCAGAGCAUAACUCAAAAGGCCUUUGAGAUAUCAUUAUGAAACUUCAUAGGUGCAUAGAUCUAACUCAGGAGGUGUGCAGUGCACAAGAAUGAUAACUCUACCCUUUAUAAUUUUUGAGUUAUUGCCCUUUGUUAUUUUUCAUACUUAAUUUUUCAAUUCAAUUUUUUUCUCAAAAAGUAUUUGAGGUAUCAACUUGAAACUUCAUAGGUGGAUAGAUUUUACUGAGGAGGGAUGCAUCACACAAGAAUGAUAACCUACCCUGCAUUAUUUUUCAGUUAUUGCCCUGCCAUCAGUAUUCACAUAGGUUUCAAAUCUGUAAUCACUAUAGCCAUCAGUUUUCAUUACCAAAAGACCUCUUAAAAUGGAAUUAUUCUGCUUUACUACAUAUACAUUCUUCCUAUGAGCAAACACAUUCGGCAGGGGAUGGCCAUGUUGACAUGGCUCUUGUUCAAGGGUGCAUCAAUUGAAUCAAUUUUAGCUUCAGCAGACUGGAGUAGAGAGACUACUUUUACACGUUUUUAUCUAAGAAAUGUAAAUAGUACUUCAACAGUGUUGAAAACUUGAAAUAAGUUUUUUGAACUAAGAUUAAAUUUUAACUUUUAGCGAGUCGCUAUAUCAACUUAUUGAGGGAUUUUUCAUAUUUUAUGGCACUCGAUAAGUGCAUUGGUAUAUACAUAUAUACAUAUAUUGUGUACAUUAGUGAAGAUAGUGUUCUGAGAAUAUAGUGGACAUAGUGUUAUACAAGUGGAAACAGUAUUGACAGUGUUGUUCUGUACAUUUAUACAAGAGGAAACAGAUAUUCUGUACAUAGUGGAGAAUAAAGAAUGGACUUUUUCAUGUACAUAAUGGGAACAGAUACAUAUUUGUUGCAUAAAGAAUUUUGUCAGUAGAUAUUACCCUACACCACCAUCAGAGGUGAGUAUUGCUUUGAAAUCAAUCCUACAUGUAUAUUUAUGACUGGUAAGUUUAACGAGUGAAAUAAAAUUGAAAAAUUUGUAAUCAAGUUAAAAUUUUAUGAAUAAGUUAAACUUACCAGUCAUACUAGUUUCCCACCACCACCCCUUGGUAAUAUUCGGAUGGUGUAAUUGUUUUCACUUAAUCAGUAAAACUGAGGGGCGCAUGCUUUUACCGGUCCUAUGGACGCUUGCUUUUUAGUUUACGCAUGCGCCUCGGCGAGUCCGAUUGUAAACAAAGGGAAGUAAAUCCUACAUGUAUAUUUAUGACUGGUAAGUUUAACUUAUUCAUAAAAUUUUAACUUGAUUACA
Messenger RNA from Ruditapes philippinarum (Manila clam), 4396 nucleotides. RefSeq lists its product as uncharacterized. Lineage: Eukaryota; Metazoa; Mollusca; Bivalvia; Venerida; Veneridae. The record is from RefSeq and is a predicted model, not a curated record. The coding region runs from base 8 to 1552 and encodes 514 amino acids. The transcript is spliced from 2 exons.